AUGGUUUACACUGUGUGUGUGAGAGGACAUGGCAAUACUACAAGCACUGCUACAUCCGAUACUACAAGCACUACUACAUCCAAUACUACAAGCACUACUACCUCCGAUACUACAAGAUCUGCUACAUCCGAUACUACAAGCACUGCUACAUCCGAUACUACAAGAACUGCUACAUCCGAUACUACAAGAACUGCUACAUCCGAUACUACAAGAACUGCUACAUCCGACACUACAAGCACUGCUACAUCCAAUACGACAAGCAAUGCCACGUCCGAUACUACAAGCACUGCUACAUCCGAUACAACAAGCACUGCCACAUCCGAUACUUCAAGCACUGCCACAUCCGAUACUACAAGCACUGCCACAUCCGAUACUACAAGCACUGCUACAUCCAAUACGACAAGCAAUGCUACAUCCAUACUACAAGCACUUACAAGAACUGCUACAUCCGAUACUACAAGCACUGCUACAUCCGAUACUUCAAUCACUGCCACAUCCGACACUACAAGCUCUGCCACAUCCGAUACUACAAGCACUGCCACAUCCGAUACUUCAAGCACUGCCACAUCCGACACUACAAGCACUGCCACAUCCGAUACUACAAGCACUGCUAUAUCCGAUACUACAAGCACUGCCACAUCCGACACUACAAGCACUGCCACAUCCGACACUACAAGCACUGCUACUUCCGAUACUACAAGCACUGCCACAUCCGACACUACAAGCACUGCCACAUCCGAUACUACAAGCACUGCUACUUCCGAUACUACAAGCACUGCUACACCCGAUACUACAAGCACUGCUACAUCCGAUACUACACAUAAGCCUGUCCAUAUCACGUCAACAUGCUAUGACAACACAAAACAGCGUCGUCUCACCAAGGCGAGAUGCGAAGCAUUUGCAAUGGACAAGACGAGAAGGAUCAUGUUCUACUUGUCUCGCCAAAAGCUGAACGCAUUUGAAAUUGGACAGAAGGACCCUCCCCGGGUUCUCAUAAAUAUCAAGAAGGAGGUUCAUGAUAUAGUUGUGGAUCACGUCAUGAAACAACUCCACUGGAACCCUGAUGGUGGCAGUGUGAUCUACUCCAAGACGUACCCUGUGUCUCCACUAGGAGGAAGUGGAAAGGCUGCUGAGAGUUGCCGGAAGGUCAGGGCGUCGUGA
This is a messenger RNA of Haliotis rufescens (red abalone), 1161 nucleotides long. Its product is annotated as serine-rich adhesin for platelets-like. Bases 1 to 1161 code for a protein of 386 amino acids. Lineage: Eukaryota; Metazoa; Mollusca; Gastropoda; Lepetellida; Haliotidae. The record is from RefSeq and is a predicted model, not a curated record. The transcript is spliced from 4 exons.